UUCUGACCACGGGGGAGAGGCAAGGACAGAGGCAAGGCAGUGAGCAGUGACGCUGGGAUUGCGAGCCUUUACACAGUAGCAGCUUCCGAGAAGCCAAAAAACUUUGAAAGGAAAGUUUCUGAAAACAUGGACUUUGUAGUAUUUUUAACUGAGAGUUAAGAGAGUGGUUUUGAGAAAUAUUGAGGCGGAGGAGUGUCGGUGUAACUACUUUGGCAAGUCUGUUUUCUUUUUCUUAAAGUUGGGGUCAUUUUCGAGCGGCGCCUGAGCUAACGGGGAAGUGACCCAGCUGGACUGAUAGAGGGACCGGAGACCGGCAACGAGCAGCCUGGCCAUGUCCAAGAGCAAAGCGGACCGAAGUUAUACGACUGCAGCCGUCGUGCGGAUUCCGGACAACGGGAAUGCCCGCGACUCCGAGCCCGAGGCUGGAGAUGAAGGUCCCGGAGGACAAGAAGCCCCGCGGGGGAGACCAAUGCUGGUCUUCCUGGAUAUAAUCUGCAUCGUUCUGGCCUCCCUGCCAUUCUUCAUGGUGGAGUUCAAUGCGGUUAAGCCAUAUAAUCGUGGGUUCUACUGCAAUGAUACGAGUAUCAACUACCCACUGAAGGAAUCUGAAACCAUCACCGACCCUGUUCUGUGCACCGUGGGCAUUUUAAUCACUGUCACUGCAAUAGCCAUCAGUGAAAGUUACAGGGUCCGAUUCUUGAAGGAGAAAACAAAGUCUUUCGUCUCGAAUCCCUACGUGUCUGUGAUAUACAAGCAGGUCGGCUGUUUCCUCUUCGGCUGUGCAGUGAGCCAGUCCCUCACUGAUCUGGCAAAGGUUGCUGUCGGCAGGUUGAGACCCAACUUCCUGUACGUCUGCAAGCCCGAUUUCUCCAAAAUUGACUGUACCAAAGGAUACAUUGAGGAUUACGUCUGCAAUGGGACGGCCUCGGCAGUCACAGAGGGCAGGAAGUCGUUUUACUCUGGCCACGCCUCCUUUGCCAUGUACACCCUUCUCUACCUGGCGUUCUACCUGGAGGCUCGAUUUACCUGGAAAGGAGCGAGGCUGCUGAGACCCCUCCUACAGGCUCUCCUGAUCAUGAUGGCAAUUUACACAGGACUUACCCGCGUGUCAGAUUACAGGCACCACCCAUCCGAUGUCGUUGUGGGAUUCCUGCAGGGAGCGAUAAUUGCCUACUGGAUUGCAUUUCACGUAUCGGACAUGUUUAAGUUGAAGAGAAAGGUGAUAAAGGAAUCGAAAGUCAACUCGGACAAUUCCAUACUGACCAAUCAUACAACGUGUUAGCGUAAUUGAGGUCCAGGAUAUGGAAAAUAUGUUUGUGGGUCGAACAGGCCACCGUACCAGUAUUGGACCAGAAACCAAGCAAGAAGCCAGUGUUCAAAGAACCUUCCACAGUUUCUUUUUUAAUCUCCAGGAUAAUCACCAACAUGGCCUCACUCUGAUUUUCUUUUCCAGCAAGUCCUUGAAGCCAUGUUCACUGGACGCUCAGCAACCAUUGUAUGGAAUUAUGCUGGAUUUUCUGUUGCUCCCUGAGGAAUUAUUUCAUUCCGCUUCUCCUACAAUGACCUAUGGAUUUUGGACCUUUAUUAGUAACCUUAAAGUGCCUGACUUCAUAGAUUUCCCAUACACUAUGGAAACUGAAUGCUGUGAGCAACAAUGUAUUCUAUAAAUACCAUAAUAAUUAAUAUUAUAGAUCACAGUCUGUGUUGAGCCUUUUUUGAGUGUAUUCUUGUGACUAAAAACAAAUCUAUAAUUAAGAUAUUACCAGUUAUUCAGUACAUGGAUGAAGAAAAGCUAAUUUCAUUCAAAAUUAAAUACCCACAUUUAUUAUAUCUUUAACUAAUGGUAUCUAAAUCAGGGAUGGAAGUUAGCUUGAUGACAUGUUUUAUUAAUGGGUCCUGUUUUCUCUAGGAGACUAACCAACCGGAACUUGCUUCACUGCUUUUGAAGGUGGGUGGUAUUGGACUUUCUGUAACUAAGCAAAAUUGAGCCAAACAUUAACUGACUUUGGGAAAUCUCAUGUCAGAACCAUCAUAUUGGACGGAAAUGCAGUUAAUGUUGAAAGUGACAAGGAUUCUGUUUCUGAUAUCGGCUCACCAGACUGAUUAUUACAACGUUCUGUGGCGGCUGUUUAGAUAAAACAAAAAUAAUUUGUCCAAAAGGGAAUAAGGCAGGAGAAAAGAGCCAUAAACAGAGAAAUGCUCAUUACUGGAGAGCAGAUAAGAGGGGAUUCAGAAGCAAAAUGUUGCAGAUGCUGAUUAUCUGAGUUAAGCAGGACAGGCAGCAUCUGUGAGCAGUUGGUCAAGAGUUGAUGGUUGAGCAAAAACCAUUAGAAAGGUAAUUCAUUCAAUUACUCUCUCCAAAAGUGAUGAGCUGGACAGAUCAAUUGAAGUAAGUCCCAUAAAAUGCGAGAAAGGGGAAGAGAAGACUAAGUUCUGAACAAAGGGUGACCCUUGAAACACAGAAUGGUGCUUGUCUAAAGGAGUGAGCUUCAUCUAGAGUGACCUCGGUGAGUUGUAAUGCAUUGAAAAGAAGCUGAAAGGUUUUAUUAAAAUAUUGCAGAUGCUGGAAAUCUGUAACAGAGAUUCUAAAAGCAGGUCAGCUAGUACCUGUCGAAUGAUAGACAGUCAACGUUUCAGGUUGAGGAACCUUCCUCAGAGUUCUGGCAAAGGGCUUCGACCCGAAACACUUAUUCUGUUUCUCCUCCGCAGAUGCUGACUGACUUGUUAACUGCUUCCAGAAUUUUCUGUUGAAAAGAAGCUGAUUGAGGCUUGCUGGCAAUGUGAUAGGUCUGCCUUUGAGCCGGAUCAUCUGACGGAGAGAAUGUUGGAAGCUAUUGUUAAUAACUCUAAUUUCAGGUAGCUCGUAAUGUACUCAAAAGGAUCUGAUUCACCCUUACAGUGUUCAUUGCUGUUUAAUUUGAGGUGCAUCUCGACUGCAGUUUUAAUUCUGAUAUUUUAUAUUGUCUUUCUUUUUAUUAUGGACACUAAGAAUUCUCAGCUUUUACAUCAUCCCAGCAAAAUGCCUCUACCGAAAUACAACAGGAGAUCCAUUCUGGUGUCUCCUAAUCAAAGGCGACAACCUGGAGGAUUGGAACUUUCAGUUGUGAGAGGGGGGAACAGUAAUUGAACUGAAAGAUGGUGUGGAGAGCAAGUGACAAUUCCCUUUAAGUUAUCAUUAGACUGAGAGCCCUCAGCAGUUGGUGAACCAGUUCCUGACAGGGGAAAACCACAGGGGACUGUUGUGGUAUCUGAUCUGAAGGUGCAUAACUGGAGAAUUCAUAUUCCACUAUAAUUUAUUCCUUUCAUAUGAAGAAGCUGAUAAAUGCUGUUAAUUGCAAUAAAUGUCUUUUUUAUUGGUUUAUUAUAAAACUGAGUUGGUGCACACUGGCACUGUGGAUUUAUUUUAUUCUUGAUCAUGCUCUGUGUGUGUGUGUGUGUGUGUGUGUGUGUGUGUGAUUAUAAAGUUUCCGAAGUAUUUUUCCCAA
Messenger RNA from Hypanus sabinus (Atlantic stingray), 3485 nucleotides. Its product is annotated as phospholipid phosphatase 3-like. Gene Ontology annotation, biological process: signal transduction; phospholipid dephosphorylation; phospholipid metabolic process. The coding region runs from base 332 to 1282 and encodes 316 amino acids. Gene Ontology annotation, molecular function: phosphatidate phosphatase activity. The record is from RefSeq and is a predicted model, not a curated record. The transcript is spliced from 6 exons. NCBI's taxonomy places the organism in Eukaryota, Metazoa, Chordata, Chondrichthyes, Myliobatiformes, Dasyatidae.